Dalotia coriaria is the source of this 5711-nucleotide messenger RNA. RefSeq names its product facilitated trehalose transporter Tret1-like. NCBI's taxonomy places the organism in Eukaryota, Metazoa, Arthropoda, Insecta, Coleoptera, Staphylinidae. The record is from RefSeq and is a predicted model, not a curated record. Gene Ontology annotation, molecular function: transmembrane transporter activity. Bases 291 to 1688 code for a protein of 465 amino acids. The transcript is spliced from 2 exons. Gene Ontology annotation, cellular component: membrane. Gene Ontology annotation, biological process: transmembrane transport.
GUCGCGGAGAGCACGCGCGCCGCGCCCGCCGAGGACACACACGCGCGAACACCACGCAGUGCCCGUCCACAUCCCAAUCCCAAUCAAUUAUUUAAACAAACGGUGACAAUAAACAACCAAAAAUCAAAAAAAUCUAAUAUGAAUAAAUAAAUAAUAUGACGGUGGUCCUCUGGCGUUGCAGGCGCGUGAUAUUGCACACAUGAUACUUCCGCCACUUCCGGUCUGUGUGUUUGUGUUUUGCUGUGCCGAAAAUAAAUAUUAAAACAAAACGUGUGGAUGAAAAUGUAGUAAUGGCGCGUGAAUUCUACACCCACACGGUACCUGGACCUGGCGGCCGUCUCCUUGUAACCCGCCGACCGGAAUACUUUGGUCAAGUAAUGGCAGCCCUCGCCGUGUCCUUGGGUCCUUUUGCUGCUGGUCUAGGAAAAGGUUACAGCUCACCAGCAAUCGCUUCCCUUCAACAACGUGACGCGGAAGCUUUUCCAUUAAAUGGUCAAGCAGCAUCCUGGUUAGCAAGUCUUUCACUCCUCGGAGCACUUUUCGGAGCUCCCUUAGGAGGUGCAGCUAUGCGUUGGGGCCGUAGACGUACCUUGAUCCUAGCUGGUAUACCUCUAUCAGUGUGUUGGUUAAUCACCGUGUUUGCAUUCAACGUGCAAGUGAUUUGCUUCUCGGCCUUCAUGAGCGGCUUCCUCGUAGCUGUGGUGCAAUUGGCCUCACAAGUCUACGUGAGUGAAAUCGCAGCUCCCAAUAUCCGAGGAGGUCUAUCCGCUUUGACCAAAGUCGCUGGUCAUGCAGGAAUGUUGAUAGCCUUCGCCGCGGGUGCUUUCCUUGACUGGAGACAACUCGCCGGAUUGAUAUCCCUAGCACCCACGGCAAUGUGCGUCGCUAUGUGGAAGGUCCCAGAAAGCCCCGGGUGGUUGGUCCUUCGGGGACGUGACAGGGAAGCAGAGGAAGCCCUGAGAUGGUUACGUGGAGGAAAUGCGGAUCUAAGAAUGGAAUUAGGGGCUUUACAUGCACACGUGCUGGCACGUGCCGUACCCGUGGACCCAAGGGUCUUAUACCGUACAUUGAGGAACCCAGCGAUGAUUGCUUGCGGAUUGAUGUUCUUCCAAAGAUUCUCCGGGGCGAAUGCGUUUAAUUUUUACGUGGUGAGCGUAUUCAGCGAGACCUUCGGCGGGACCAACCCGCAUAGUGCUGCUGUGGCCGUAGCCCUAGUCCAACUCUUAUCUUCUUUAUUAUCCGGUCUGCUGGUGGAUAAAGCCGGACGUCUUCCGUUGUUGGUCGCAUCCAGUGUGCUAAUGAUCCUCGCUUUGGCCUCGUUCGGUUCAUUUGCUUACUAUGAAGACGCCAAUCCAAAUGCGCAGCCGCAACUAGACUGGAUCCCAUUGUUAUGUGUGUUGGUCUUCACAGUAGCCUUCUCUCUAGGCAUCAGCCCAAUAUCCUGGCUGUUGGUUAGUGAAUUAUUUUCGCUGGAACACCGUGGUUUGGGUACGGCCCUAGCGACUGCGUUCAGUUAUCUCUGCGCGUUUGUCGGCGUGAAAACCUUCAUCGACUUCCAGGAGUUGCUGGGACUCUACGGGGCGUUCUGGUUGUACGCUGCUAUCUCAAUAUGUGGUCUGGCGUUUGUUAUCUGCUGCGUGCCUGAAACCAAGGGGCAGGACCUGCAGGCGAUCACGGCGGUGAGGUGAUGGACGUAUGACCUGCCGGCGUCGCAUGCUAUCCAGUCGAUCAGGAAGCUAUCCGAGCAAAAAUUCUGCAGUUUGGAGAAACGCGUCACCAACGACAACGGUAUAGCUAUCGUUUUAGUAUAACCACACAAAAAACAGAAAACUGCAAAAAUAGGUUAGAAAACUACGUUUCAUGCUGAAAAUGAAACUAGUUUGGAGCGACGUGGAUAGAUGGCAGGUUAAAUGACAAUAAAGUUGCAUACAGUCGCGGGAAAUUUCCUAACGUAAUUUUUAUCGAAGCUAUUGCAUAGCUCAUAGGCACUAGAGCGGCUAGAAACGCUGUCAAAAAUGUGUAAGUAACGAAAAAGCUUUUUACAUUUAUCUUUUUCAACUAAUACGCAAAGAUUUACACGAGGAAUAAUCACGUAAAACUUAACAUUUACUGCGCUUAGAUCCCGAUUAGAAUAUAUUAGAAAAAACACAAACGCUGGUCGUUUGUGGACAUAAAAAUACUCGUAGUCUCAAACCGCAACCUUCGCGAUAAAUAAUUAAAUAGGAAACAAAUAAAACUAGACAAAGAGUACCUUCGGAAUGUACAAUCCUAUUACUCGUAUAUCAAAUCGAAGAGUAGAAGAUGUUUUACGGAUUCAUCGCCACUAAAUUAAAUUUAGCAUUGAAUAUUAACUUGAGACCAAAGCGAAUGAAGAUAAUUCGAUAUCAAAUCAAAUUUAUUUAAGUGCUCAAUAGAAAUAUUUACGACAAUAAUGCAAAUGCAAAGUCGAAGACAAUAAAAAUUCGCAAGAAAUAAAAAAAAACGAAAUUCUAACAAAUACAUUUCAAUGAGAAGAUUUUACUUAAUCAAGACAAUAAGAUGUGUUGCGAUGAAAUUUAUUAAUGAUAAUGAACUAGACAUGUAAUCGUUUUCCAAGUAGUCAAUUUUAGGUGCUAACAAAAUGACAUAGCUAACGUGUACUGUACAUCUUUCGACCUCUCUUCGCAUUCGUGACGAUUUUAAGACGAAGACGUGUGUUUAACGAACGUAUUUCUAAGGUAUCUUAUAAGAAACGCGAGUUUUGCGCGCCAGUGGAAACCUUGCACAGCUUUAGCAGAGAUAAUCAACUUGUUUUCUACGUAUUACCACAACGCGUGUCCUAGUCUAGUGUAUAGGUUAGGUUAUCUUUUAGUAGAGACUAGCGGCGGGCAGAUGGCGCUCCACGCAGUGACACAAUAUCAGCCAUCGUGAGUUCUUCCAAACAAAAUGAACAAAAUCAAAGCGUAUUUAUUGAAUUCUAUUUUUUAAACACACAUAACCUAUAAAUCUACGUGAUAUUUUGUGAUUUGAAAAGUUUUAUUUUGUUUACAUCUAGUUGGAACGAUGAAAUAUCAAGAGAAGAAUAUUUUUUGUUUUUGCUUGGAGUUUUAUGCUCGAAAACAAUAGAAAUGUAGUAGUAAAGUUGUGAGAAUGAAUUUGUAUGAUGAAAACAAACUGUCCAUUUCUAUCAUAACGACACGUGAACAAUACCAACUUAAUAUGUGAAUAUGCUAGUACAAAUUGAUGAUAACACCACAAAUGCCGCGUCAGAACUAAAAUUAAUCCGUUUUUGGAUGCGAGUAUUAUUUAUGUGCCAUUAAAGUUGCCUAGCUAAAAGUUUGGUUAUGUUUUUUUGUUUUUCAUAUCUUAAUAUCGCGCAUACUUUUAAAAUGUCGUGAAAUAUAUAUGUGAACAAUACGAGCGAAGGUUGGGCAUUAAAAGCACCAAGAAUGACGUCAAUGGGCGGGUACGCAUUAAGCCCGGAUAAUGAACACGACGCAAACGUAUGAAAAAGGGAUUCUAUGCAUUCAUAUACAGAGUGUUUCACUUUUUCACUUCAUUCGCUUAAUUUAAACAUAAAAUUUUGCUUCUUUUAGAAGUAAAUUUAGUUUUGGGGUUUUUAGAAGUAAAAUUAGUUUUUUAAAAUGCUUGGGACACUUUGUAUGUAUACUUAUAUGCAUUACGCCCACGGACGCCUACCAAUAAUGCAUUGUUAUUAAACAAAACGAUUUCCGAAUAUAAAAAUAUCAAGAUAUUAAAGCGGACAAUAAAAAUGUGAGCAUAAAAAUGAAAAAUGGGCAAUCGAUCAGUGAAAAGCUGUCAAAAAUAAACAUUCAACUCUAUUUUUUAAUAAAUUGGACUCGGAAUAUAUCAUUCAUUCAUUUUUAUAAGUAUUUUUAAAGUAUUUCUGCCUAAAAUCUUUAAAAAAUCAAAAUUUAAUGCAAGAAGAAAAAACCGUGACUAAAACUCGUGUCUUAAGUACUUUAGUCACGACCGUGUUUAAAUUACCACUUUUUAUGUCUCAAAUUCAAUUUCAACUCUAUUUUUUAAUAAAAUGGACUCGGAAUAUAUCAUUGAUUCAUUUUUUAUUGCAUUUUUAAAGUAUUUAUGCCUAAAAUCUUUAAAAAAUCAAAAUUCAAGUCAAAAAAAGUAACACGUGUCUAAAACUAGUGACUAAAGUACUUUAGUCACGACCGUGUUUAAAUUACCACUUUUUAUGUCUCAAAACCAUGAAAAAACUUAAAAUUUUUCAGUUUUCAGUUAAAUUUACUCCAAAAUGAAUCAAAAAUAAACCCAGUCUUUUUUAAAACUCGUAAAAUAUUAGAAUUAACCAGUUUUGUGUCAGUUUACCAAUGAAUUAUGACACUUUUGUGUACCACUGUCCAAUAUUUCAGCUUGUAUUUUCGCCUGUUUCUCAUGUACGCGUAGCAAUUAUGGCAAUCGUGCGUGCAUGAUAAUUAAUGGCCACGAAUGCGUCUGUCAAUGAUAUAAAUGGCUGCGCAUCGAUCAUUUGCGAGCGCACGUUAAUUAACAAUUCGCUUCCGUUCGGCCCUUCGCAACAAUUUCUGUGUUAUUUUUUGAUUUGUGACUCACUCACUCACAACAAGAAGAUGAAAUAUACGACUACACCACUCAAAUUGAUAUUGAUGGCGUUCUACUAAAUAAAUAAACACACAUUUCGAUGCGCAGCUGUAAUAACACGUUAAGGGUGACACAGGCUGACAUAACAACAUGACCACCAAGAAAACUCAGAGAUAAAACUUGAUUUGAUAAAAAUAUGACAGCAAAAAUAACAGACGGCGUUGAUUUGGUUGCCUAUGUUAUGUUAUGAUUAUCUAAUCAAAGUGUACAUAUCUUACGUUAUGGCUAAUGUGAAACUAUUGUACUGUUGAAAUGUAACAUGUAGAUGCAUUGGCUGCAAUCUGAACUGUCAGAAGUUGCGGCAUUGUUAAUUACGCCGCUGAUUAAACGCACCCGCCGUGCAUGGGUUAAUUAUGCGCGAUGACGCGCAGCCGGAAUACACAAUUCAACAUUUGCAUGAGAUGAGAUGUGCAGGCGUGGACGGCGGCGGCGGCGGCGGCUGCGAAUUGUCAUCAUCGAACGAUUCCGGCGAGCAUCUGAUAAAAUAGUUGCCUAUUCAGCGCGAUGCCCAACUAAUUGACGGCGCGCCAAUCGAUCGCCACUGAAACUAACCUCAAAAAUCAUACAUUUGAGUGAUGCGGCAUUCUGUGAUUCUCUAUCAAACGUAAUACUUACCAAAAACCCAACAUAAUCAAAUAAAUAACUUAUCAUGUUAAAAAUGUAUUUAACUUAAAGUUAGACAACUUUAACAACAAUCGAAACUUCUGUACUUACAAUUUUUCCAAUGUUAAACUUUUCAAGUUCACCCCGUAUAAAAGUUUCAAACUUUACUUACUUACUUACCCGCAGUUGAAUUUGUUACCAAUAUAAAAUAUAACACUAGAUGAUAACGUGUAGAUGAUGUGCUUUGACAAUAAUCUGGUUCUUGAUUGAUGACGAAUUUGAAUUCGAAACGAAAACGACAAUAUCAAUGACUCAAAUUGUGCGAAACAAAAAGCUAACCUAUAAAACCGUAUCAAAUGAUUGUGCAAGCAGCGGAGAUCGCCUCAAUAAUGAGUCAAAUAUGUAUAUCAAUAAGAUGUCUUUUUAUAAUAGUUUACUUUUUUAUUAGAAAGUGAAAAAUAAAAUUUAAUAAAAACAUUACGAUCUCA